AUUCAAAUUAACAUCUUUCCCAUGAACAGGAACCCGCGCCGGCGCGAGCCGCCGCCAUCGUCAUCACGUCUCCGCAUCACCAUUGGGAAACUGGAUGAGAAGGAGGCGAUGCAUACACCUGUCGGUACCGCCACGCCCAAAACACCACGCGAUGCCACGGACGGCUUCUCGACAGGUAUCCGCUUGAUGAGUCAAGGCGUGGCGUCUGGCAUCAGUUCGUUCGUGGUGAUGCCACUACUUGGUGCACACGAGGACGGAUUAUAUGGAUUUGCAAAGGGUAUAGUGGUUGGGAGUGCGUCGGCAAUAGCGGCGGUGGGAGGUGGCACGGUGACCGGGGUCGGUCAAAUUUUGUGGGGUAUUGCCAACACGCCGUACGCCAUCAUGUGUUCGCACGAAGACAAAGUGUGGAAUCCAGACACGCAUGAAUGGUACAUGUACCGUCUCGACGACGAGGCACGACGUCUCUUGACGAGCGACGACGACCAGUUCUCGUCCAAAGCGACAACGUGUGUGAAAGACACCAAGCUGUACGACGUACUCGGCGUCCGUUUCAACGCCACGGACGCAGAGAUCAAGAAAGCCUACCGCCGGUUGGCCAUUCAAUGGCACCCCGACAAGAACCUAACUGAUCCUGCGAAGGCGUCGCAGCAGUUUCAAGAGCUCAGCUCCGCGUACCAAGUUCUGUCGGACCGUCGCAACCGCGCCGCGUACGACGCGCGGGGGCACGACACGACGACUCCCACCUUCACAGAUGACCAACUGUACGCCAUGACGAUGCAAUGGGUGUUUGGCAACGAGCACUUUGAGAACUUUGUGGGGGACGUCAACAUAAUGCCCAACGACUUUUUCGGCCACGACGAAGUCUCGAAACGGGUUCAGAAUCGUCGCGAAGUGCAAUGUGCAGUGUUCUUGCGGGACCUCUUGGACGACGCUCAGCGUCCUAGCCCAUUUACCGACAAACAGAAACACGCAAACUUCCUCGCGACUGUGGCGGCAUUGGCCAAGGACUUGAGCUCGACCAAGUUUGGCGCGUCGUUGCUCCGCGUAGUUGGCGUCAUUUACGAAGAGCAAGCGCUCAAGCAUUUGGGGUUCCGGAACAGCGCGCCGGCGGGACUCGGGCUGCACAACAUCGCCAAGUCGGCGAGAAAAGUUGUGUCCAGGUAUCGAGUCGUGGCGUCGUACAUUAGUGCGUUUCAGUCGGUGGUGAAAGCCGCGGAAGUGAAUUAUCAUGCGAUGAAAGCUCAGGACGAUCGCAUGAAAGACGGAGAUACCAGUAGUCGCUCGGGCGAGCAGGAACAACUGCUACACCAAACGUUUGGCAGCGUGCUCGAAAUCGGAUGGCAUUGCAUCGUGUCCGACGUCGAAGCCACGAUUCGAGGAGCGUGUUUCAAGCUGCUCAAGGACUCGGCUGUGUCGACCUUACACCGAGACCGACGCGCGAAGAACUUGCUCAUCAUGGGCGAGAUCUUUCAAGCGAGCGGACAACCCCCCGAAGCAGGAUUGGCCGAAAUUCUAAACAAGUUGCUCCAAUUCAAGCAAUCGAUGAAGCCACCUCAACCCACGUCGGCGGCAUGAUGAUGGUGGUCGUACAUGUGUAUUCUAGCUUCCAACAAUAAGGAUGCAGAGAAUGGUACUCGUUUGAAUCGUGUA
This is a messenger RNA of Aphanomyces astaci, 1650 nucleotides long. RefSeq lists its product as hypothetical. NCBI's taxonomy places the organism in Eukaryota, Oomycota, Saprolegniomycetes, Saprolegniales, Verrucalvaceae. The record is from RefSeq and is a predicted model, not a curated record. The transcript has 2 exons. The coding region runs from base 22 to 1575 and encodes 517 amino acids.